UGGUCCGUGGGGUGUAUCUACGCCGGGGGGCCGAUGGUCGGAGGGCCGAAGGGUCGACAAGGUGAGGUAUUUUCUUUUGGAUCUACCAGGCGACUUUCUUGUUGUGUGAUUAAGGGCCGGUGAAGUUUAAGACAGAUGUUGUCUUUGAGACAUUCUUCUCUUAGAGAUUCCAAUAUUUCAUGUAAGAGUUGAUCAUACUCAGGGUUUUGGAGAUCAAACAAGCCUAGCAGCACCUCGCAGCAUGGUCACGUGGAGGGAUGGAGCUUCGGGAGGCUACAGGCGCAUUGCCUGUGUGAGGUUUCGUGGUUUGGAACCCCUAAACUUGGCGACGUUCCAGCAAAGAGCCAAGGGAACCAUGUAUAUACUAUAUACAGAGAAGGAGAGAGAGAGAGAGAGGGAGAGAAAGAAACAGAACAUACACAGGUUCCACCUCGCUUGCAUGUAACAAUGUACCACCCGCGAGGCGGAGCUUCUUGGCAUGCUAGAGGGCACCCGCACGCAGGAUAGAGGCCCGCUGUUUCCUGGGUCUUCAUGUUUUCCCUUGUCACCGGACCACAAGCACAAGACUGACUACAAGUACCACACGCGUGGGAAACACGACCAGCUCAACAUGAUUUUCAAUCUCCUGGGAACACCAGGAGAACCUGACAUCGAACAGCUUGAACGAGAAGACGCAAAGAGGUACAUUCGCUGCUUUGCUGCGCGGUCAGGUGACGGCUUGGCUGUGAAGUUCCCUGGCGUGGAUGCUGACGCCAUUGACAUCCUCAAUCGGAUGCUGCGUUUCAACCCAAAGGAUCGCAUUGCCGUGACAGAGGCCUUAGAGCACAGGUUAUUCACAAGUGGCCCCAAUGUUAUCCGCGACCAAUCCCGGGAGACGUCUGCUCCCAAAUACGUCACACUGGAAUUCGAGAAGGAACCCGAUUUGGACGAGAAGCUCUUGCGGAAAUACUUCUGCAAGGAGAUCAAGAAGUAUCAUCCAGAAAUGCCAGAUAUGUAGCCUCCCAAGGCUGAAAUGCAAAGAUGGCCUGGGCUUUGGAGUCAAAGCGCGGCGAUUCAGGCCCAGCUGACAAGCCACAAGGGCUCACUGGCUGGGAAACAUUUCCUCCGCCGCGGCGUCGCGGCGCCCUUUAGGGGCUGCAGAGCUGGUUCUCCCAAGCUGCAAGCUGCACCGCGAAGUGAGCAAGUCAUGGGUGAUGUGGUGAAGUGAG
This is a messenger RNA of Durusdinium trenchii, 1208 nucleotides long. The record is from the annotation of a GenBank genome assembly. Lineage: Eukaryota; Dinophyceae; Suessiales; Symbiodiniaceae.